AUGGCGACUCACGGUAGCCACGCCUCGGCGACGACGGCAAAGGAGUACGCCGGCCACGGGUUCUUCCAGCAAGACGUUGAGAUGGGCGCCCCCGACGCCCACCUGUUCAACACCACGGUGCACAACGUCUCGUGGGACGCCGUCGAGGUCACCGUCAAGGACAGGGAGACGAAGAAACCAAAGAAGAUUGUCGACCAAGUCGAUGGCCUCGUCGAAGCAGGCGAGAUCUGCGCCCUCAUGGGCCCCUCGGGCUGCGGCAAGACGACGCUCCUCAACUUCCUCGCCGGCCGCCCGACCAACGCGUCUUCCGUCGGCGGCGCCGUCCUCGUCAACGGCGCGACGCCCUCGCGCUCCGACUUCCGACGCAUCAGCUGCUUCGUCGAGCAGGAGGACGCCCUCAUCGGCUCCCUGACCGUCCGCGAGACCCUGCUCUUCACCUCGCGCCUCGCCUCCUCCUCCCUGCCCGCCGCCGAGCGCAUCGCCCGCGUCGACGGCCUGCUGGCCGCCUUCGGCCUCGAGGACCAGGCCGACACCAUCGUCGGCACGCCCAUCCGCAAGGGCAUCUCGGGCGGCCAGAAGAGGCGCGUCGGCGUCGCCAGCCAGCUCAUCACGAGCCCCAAGAUCCUGUUCCUCGACGAGCCCACCAGCGGCCUCGACUCGGCCGCCAGCUACGAGGUCGUUAGCUACCUGAGGAAAGUCGCCAAGCGGAGCAAUCUCGUCGUUAUCGCGUCCAUCCACCAACCCUCGUCGUCCACCUUCAACCUCUUCGACAAGCUCCUCCUCCUCUCCGCCGGCCGCACCCACUACUUCGGCCCCGUCGACGGCGUCGUCCCCUACUACGAGUCCCUGGGCAUGCCCAUCCCGCUGCAGGUGAACCCGGCCGAGCACGUGCUCGAGCUCGUCAACACCGACUUCGUCCGCGACAAGCGCGAGGCCGCCGCGCGCCUCGAGGCCAUGCGCGCCGCCUGGGACGAGUCGGCCCCGGCCAAGGACCUGCGCGUGGCCGUCGCCGACGUCCGGCGCCACGGUGACGGCACCUCCGCCGUCGUCGCCGCCGCCGACGACGACGAGACGAAGCCGAACCUCGCAAGCCUCGUCGUCACGCUCCUGCACCGCGGCUUCGUCAAGAGCUACCGCGACGUCGUCGCCUACGGCAUCCGCUUCGCCAUGUACACGGGCCUCGCCCUCAUGAUGGGCACCGUGUGGGUGCGCCUCUCGACGGACCAGUCCUCCAUCAUCCCGCUGACCAACGCCAUCUUCUUCGGCGGCGCCUUCAUGUCCUUCAUGGCCGUCGCCUACGUCCCGGCCUUCCUCGAGGACCGCAGCCAGUACGUCAAGGAGCACCACAACGGCCUGUACGGCGCCACGGCGCUGCUCGUCUCCAACUUCCUCCUCGGCCUGCCGUACCUCUUCCUCAUCGCCCUCGUCUUCUCCGCCAUCUCCUACUGGCUGUCCAACUUCCGCCCGGCCGCCGACGCCUUCUUCGUCUGGGUCCUCUGGCUCUUCCUCGACCUGCUCGCCGCCGAGAGCCUCGUCGUCCUCUUCACCUCGCUGUUCCCGAGCUUCGUCGUCAGCCUCGCCCUCGUCGCCUUCGCCAACGGCCUGUGGAUGAGCGUCAACGGCUUCAUGGUCUCCCCCACCAUCCUCAACGCCUUCUACCGCUACGUCUUCCACUACUGGGACUACCAGAAGUACGUCUUCGAGGGCAUGAUGCGUAACGAGUUCGCCGAGAGGACCUACACCUGCGGCGACGGCUGCCGCUGCAUGUUCCAGACGCCGCUGGCCGGCGAGUGCAAGAUCGCCGGCCAGGGCGUGCUGGACACCUACGGCUACACCGAGGACCACUUCGCGAGGAACGUCGGCAUCAUGCUCGCCAUCAUCGCCGGCUACAGGCUCGCGGCGUGGGCCGUCUUGAAGCUGAAGAAGAACUGA
Molecule: messenger RNA, 1932 nt
Organism: Colletotrichum higginsianum IMI 349063
Lineage: Eukaryota; Fungi; Ascomycota; Sordariomycetes; Glomerellales; Glomerellaceae
Product: ABC transporter
Exons: 3
Coding region: 1-1932 (643 amino acids)
Cellular component (GO): membrane
Molecular function (GO): ABC-type transporter activity; ATP binding; ATP hydrolysis activity
Source: RefSeq, a predicted model, not a curated record